Penicillium taxi is the source of this 1488-nucleotide messenger RNA. RefSeq lists its product as uncharacterized. Bases 1 to 1488 code for a protein of 495 amino acids. Lineage: Eukaryota; Fungi; Ascomycota; Eurotiomycetes; Eurotiales; Aspergillaceae. The transcript is spliced from 5 exons. The record is from RefSeq and is a predicted model, not a curated record.
AUGAUUUCCAAUCCCCAAAACCGGGAUGUCGGCUGGAUUCUUGAAUACGUCAAGAAUCAAAGGCUAGCAGGACCAAAAGACUCAAACAUGGAAACUGUUGAGGAACUCAGCAGGAUUUUGGACAAAGGCCAAGUUUUAAAUGUGCGAGGAACGCCAGCGUCCGGAAAGACGACAUUAGCAGGGCUUCUCUACGACCAUUACGUCGAGCACAAAAUCCCACCUACUCCAGAUCAGCGCUCAGGAUCAUAUGCGGAGGUUAUCUCGGAAAAGGCGAAUCGUGCCGGGUAUGACAUCGCGCCUCAGACCCUUCAUCGUGCAAAUAUUGUUGUGAUAAUUGACAACGCUCAAGAUUCAUUCUCAGACCAUGGACUUUGGUUGGGCCUGAUUAAAUCACAGACCAUGGCACACUGGGGGCCGCGUAUUGCGCUGUUUUCAGCAUACGGCAGCCCUACUGGCGGCCCAGAGUCUGAAUAUCCUUACAGCCCGCAGGGCGUUAUUGGCAGUGCGCAAACGAUUUCGCUUAUUCCCUCGAAUCAGCCAUUUUCUGCGCGGGUCGGUCUCUUUUAUAAAAGAGACGAGUUCGACGAUGUCCUGGCCCGAGUCUGCUCUAGAAUCCCCAUUUUGAAGCUCGAUAGCGGCGCAUGCAACUAUCUCUUUCGUGUCACCAGCGGACACCCUGGAGCUUUCUUCCGGUCACAGCUGAUCCGCGGCAAGGGGCAUAUCUCCGAGGGAGACAUCCGGGUAACGCUUGAUUCGGAUAACGCAGCGUUCAAGUUUCUCGAUAAGACACCUUUACGGCGCUCAUUUGUCAACCAGAUGAAGCUGACCCCUGCGGCAGCCGAGAUACUUCGCAAAGUGUUGAUCGAGGGUAGUGUCGAGAGGGACUUGGAAAAGGAGGGAAUAAAGACGUGCUACCAGCAAGGCUGGCUCCAUACAGAACUCGUCGACUACCGCUCUGAUAAUCCGCCCGGACAAUUUCCUUGUGCUAAAUUCCCGACUAUUGAGAAACUAGUAGCCGCAAUACUACAGCAAUUCUCUCGUCAUAAUCUUAGAACCGCAGCGUGCCAUUUUGGGGUUGGAGCCGCGUUGCGGCCUAUCGAGGCCGCAUACCAAGACGAGUUUUAUCGCUCGGCCCACGCCGUACUUGGAUAUUCAGCAGACAUAAGCAGUGAAUGGUCUCCUAACGGGAUAGGACGUAUCGACUUUCACUUUGCAGCAAUGAAAUGGGGUAUAGAAAUCCUGCGUGAAGGCGACAGACUCAGUGAACACUGCGAAAGAUUUCAGCCCGGGGGCAUGUACUGUGACUGGAUCAAGAAAAACCAUCUUGUAGACUGGAUGAUUAUAGACUGCAGAACCUCACAGGGGCGGGCUUACCAAAAGCCGGAGACGAAGCUCUGGCGAGCAGUCUUCAGCAACGAGUUCUGUGAGUUGGAAGUCCGGGACCAGCACAACACAAUCGUUGUAGAUCGAACCGCUCUGAUGCUUUGA